Messenger RNA from Saprolegnia parasitica CBS 223.65, 821 nucleotides. RefSeq lists its product as hypothetical. Gene Ontology annotation, cellular component: proteasome core complex. The record is from RefSeq and is a predicted model, not a curated record. The transcript has a single exon. The coding region runs from base 44 to 760 and encodes 238 amino acids. NCBI's taxonomy places the organism in Eukaryota, Oomycota, Saprolegniomycetes, Saprolegniales, Saprolegniaceae.
AGCCAGCGUUUGGGGUCAUAAAGCAACGACCGAGACGACGAAGAUGACGCUGCCGGUAGUUGAGACGACGGAUGGCCCGAUGCGCCUGCCGAUGGAGGCCGCCACCAUGGAGCGACGCCCGCAGUGGGAGCCGUAUGACUUCAACGGCGGUACCGUGCUCGCGGUUGCGGGCAAGGACUUUGUCGUCGUCGCCGGCGACACGCGCCUCAGCACGGGCUACUCGAUCCUGUCGCGCGACGAGAGCAAGGUGCACACGGUCGCCAACAACGUGCUUCUGGCGAGCCCCGGCAGCUUCAACGACGUGGUGCAAUUGCGUGGCGUCUUGAGCAUCCGCGCGCAAAUGUAUCAGCACGAGAACGACGUGUCGCCGUCGGUCGAGUCGAUGGCGCAGCUCCUCUCGAACACGCUCUACUCGCGCCGCUUCUUCCCGUACUACUCGUUCUGCUUGCUUUGCGGCAUUGACAAGAGCGGCAAGGGCGUCGUGUACGAGUACGACGCGGUCGGGUCGUACAAGGGCACGACGCGCGGCGCGCAGGGCAGCGGCGGCCAUCUCAUGAUCCCGCUCCUCGACAACCUCGUGACGCACGACUCGCGGGCGGACCCGCUCCGCGAAUACACGAUUGAAGAAACCAAGGACAUCAUCAAGGAUGCGUUCAUCACAGCCGGCGAGCGCGACAUCUACACAGGCGACAAGGUCGAGCUCUUUGUCAUUACGGCCCAAGGCACGACCCGCGAAGAGUUCCUCUUGAAGCAGGAUUAAGCCAUGCGUAGCUAACGGCGUACUAAUGCCAUGUACUCUGCGACGCUGGUGCAACGACUUC